AGCCGAGCCGACCGAGCUCGCCGCACCUGGCAGCCAAUCACAGGUCGCCCUGGACGCGCGUGUGGAGACGUCUGUGGCGUUGGCGGCGGUGGUGGACCCUGGGGCCUGAAGAGGUGGUGUGGCUGCGGGUUUUGCCCAGGGAGCGUGUUCGGGGCUGUUUCUUGGCCGGCUUCACGGGGACGCCACUGAUCAGCGCCGAUAUGAGAUGGUUAAUAAACAUCUAAAUGGCAAUCUUAAGUCGGCAACAGGAUAUUAAAUAUCCUUGAAACAUGGAAGUAACCUUAAUCCUUCUCUCUGGUUGCCUUAAGGAUGUGACCUUCUCCUUGGACGAUUCAAGUUCUUAAAAAGUUUCAGUGUACAUUUGAGGUGGCUGUUUAUACAAAGGAAGCACUGGGACUUCUGGCUACCUUCAAGAAUAAAAAAAUAGAAAAUGGAACAACCAUGUGUGUUAUGUGAGGAAGAACAGGAUCCAGAACCACAGAACAUAAAAGAAACCAAACAAAUAGAUGAUGAAGAUGCGGAGCUGAUCUUUGUUGGGGUGGAACAUGUAAAUGAAGAUGCUGAACUGAUCUUUGUUGGGGUGUCUUCAAAUUCAAAACCAGUUGUUUCAAAUAUUUUGAAUAGAGUAACCCCAGGUUCAUGUUCACGGAGAAAAAAGUAUGGUUGCCGAAGAAAAGAUACUGUUCGUAGAUUGCAGCCUAUAAGUCAUGUGACCCCUUCAUCAGAAACAGUGACUAUGUUGCCAGUAUCUCAAUCUGAAUCAAGAUCAACAGAUAGUCCUAUUAUUAUUGAGCCUUUGUCUAAGCCUGAUGAUAAAAGUAAUUCACCAAAAGUUGUGCCUAGUAGCUCUUCAGAAUCAUGUUCUCCUGUGGUUACCCUCACAAGUUCAUUGCAUCAUCCAGUGAAAGCAGCACUUUCAGAAGGAGGUAUGAAUGAAAGUACUUGUAUAUCAAAGCGGUGUUCCAAUUCUGAAGUAAUUAGCAUAAAUCCCAAAAAUCCUAAACUCAGUGAUGGAAUCACAGGAGGAGGAUAUUCUUUAACUUUGUCCCCUCCAGGUGUUUUUAAUAAUAAUAAUCCUCAGCAGAGUACACCCAAUGAUGUCCAUACCUCAGUAAGCCAUGUUCAGAAUGUAUUAUCUUUUCCCACAGCUUUUCCAAAGAACAGUCUCCAUUUAAAGCCUAUAACUAUAAAUCCUGAUAGGGAAAAUGGGUUGGCAAAAACAGAAUUUUCAGAUCUAGCAAGUCAAAAUAAGACCUUUGAUCCCAAGAAAGGGAAUUUGAUUCUAUUACUUAGUGACUUUUACUAUGGACAACAUCAAGGAGAUGGGCAGCCAGAACAGAAAACUCACACAACCUUUAAAUGCCCCAGCUGUUUGAAAGUUCUAAAAAAUGUUAAGUUUAUGAAUCAUGUGAAGCACCAUUUGGAACUUGAGAAGCAGAGGGGUGACAGCUGGGAAACCCACACUACCUGCCAGCAUUGCCACCGGCAGUUUCCCACUCCCUUCCAACUACAACGUCACAUCGAAAGUGUGCACACUCCACAGGAGCCCUCUGCUGUCUGUAAAAUUUGUGAGUUGUCAUUUAAAACAGAUCAGAUUCUUUUAGAACACAUGAAGGACAAUCAUAAGCCUGGGGAAAUGCCCUAUGUGUGCCAGAUUUGCAGUUUCAGAUCAUCAGCCUUUGCUGAUGUGGAAACACAUUUUAGAACAUACCAUGAAAACACUAAGAAUCUACUUUGUCCUUUUUGUCUCAAAAUUUUCAAAACUGCAACACCAUAUAUGUGUCAUUAUAGGAGGCACUGGGAAAGGGGUGUUCACCAGUGUUCUAAAUGUCGGCUACAGUUUUUAACUUUCAAGGAGAAAAUGGAGCAUAAGACCCAAUGUCAUCAAAUGUUUAAGAAGCCUAAGCAACUAGAAGGAUUGCCUCCUGAAACAAAAAUUGUUAUUCAAGUGUCACUGGAACCUGGUCAACCAGAAUCAGUGAAUGUAGCGUCUAUUAUUCUGAGUACAACUGAUUCUGAACCAUCUCCUCCCAAAUCUAAAAAUAGAAUUUCCAAAAAAUCUCAUUAAUUCUAUUUUGGGAAAUCAAAAGCAAAUAUUUCAGUUUGAAUAGAAGAAAAAAACCCAUGAAAACAAAAAAUAUAAACCAUACAUUAUUUAGUAGCACCAAAAAUAGUGAAACUAAUGAAUUGAGAUUUAAGUUCAUGCAUAGGGUUUUAAAAUUUUUUUCUUUCGUUCUUUUUUGUGGUGAUGGGGAUGAACCAGGACCUAGUAUGUGCUGAUCAAUUGCUCUACCACUGAGCCAUGCACCACAUUCCCACUCCCUGAAUUUUGAGCUUUUAUAUAAUAUAUUACCUGGUUUUUAUGUUAACUAUCUGGUUCAACAUAUGAAAGGUGCUUGUAUAUGAUGUUUGAGUGGGGGGUAAAAAAAGUGGAAGCCUAUUUAUUUUGUCAGUAUUUUAUGUUACUCCUAAGCUGGAGAGAUCUUUCUUCUAUAUACAGAAUUUGUAGAGGUUUUGAAGUAUUUAAUUUUAUUUUUAAACUUUUUCUGUAUAUUACACAUUUCACUGUUAACUCUAAUCAGACUGGAAUGACUUUGUUAUGGCUUGAUCCCUUUAUUCAUGAACUCUUAGAAGUGCCUGUGCAGUGUGAGUGUAAAAUAAUCUGGUUUUGAAAGCCUUAGUGUGAUGUUGAAGGAGAAGCUGUGGCAUGGAUGGAGGUGAAGACUUAUGUAUAAGUUAGGCAAAAGAAAGUAUUUGACCCCUUAUCCUAGUUGAGGGAUAGGCACAUUCUAGUCUUGGAGCCAAGGCAGAAGGAACACAGCCUGAGAAUGUCUUUGCCUAAUAGAAGAACAUCCCAAGGAAGCAAAAUCAUUCUUGAAAAAUGUCUGCAUUUGGUGAAGGACUCCUUCAUAUAUUAAAUAGCUGCUCAGUAUCUUUAGCUUCAUAUGAAGCCACAACAGUAAUUAGAAUGGGAACCGGCCCCAAUUAAUUUCCUGUUGAGUGAUCCAAAGGAGAAUUUUUCAUUCUGGCUAGAGGUUAGUGAAGAAUGAAUUCUCCUUGUCCUAAUAAGCCACAGCAAUAAAGCAUGUUAUAAUUCCCGAGGAAAAGAAGCACUGGUAUCUGAAGUUUGAACUGUACUGGACCCAGAGUUUCUGCUGAAAGGGGCCAUACAAAUGAUGACUGUCCAGUUAAUGGGCUGAGCUAAAUUUAGUUCUUCCACUGAUAAGCUGGAAUGGGGGCUUGUCCAAGAACACUAGGUACAGUGCACCAAAAUAGCCCAGGGUGACUGAUUAAAAUUAAACCCAUAUGGGACCUUAUAUUUUUCAGCACAUGUGUAACUUACCAUAAUUGAGUAUAUGAAGCUUGCAGUUCUGUGUCUUGGAAGUGAGUGUAUUAUAGUUAGUAGGGGUUUUUUUUUUGUAGUAUUUAUAAUUUCCUAACUGAUUACACUAAUGAAUCUCUUUUUUUAUCAUUUUUAAAUUUGUUCUAGUUAGUUAAAAUGGCCCAAAUGUAUUGUCUGUCCUUAUCUGAUAGAUCCUCCUAUUUAAUCUCUAACUAUACUAGGGAGGAACUUUUUCCAUUUGCCCUCCCCAAAGGCUGUUUCAUAGAACUGUGAAGUACUUUCUGAGCAUUGGUUCCUAAACAUCAGCAGCCUGAGCUUCUGUGAGUUCCCAGGGUUGUCUAUCUCCCAGGGCUUGUUCUAGGGUCAUCUCUUAUUCAUUACCCUCAUCGAAGGUACCCAGCAGCCUCUGUUCAUCAAUCAAGGAAUCUACUAGCAUCCUAGCUGUAGACAUAGGUCUAGAAAAGUCUUUUUCAUUCUUCCCCUACUCCUUUAUUCUCUCCUCAAUCUAAUUAAAUUUUCUAACUUUCACAAAAAGCUGGGAAGAGGUAAUCUUCAGGUCAUAGUAUUAGAAUUUGGGGAAGAAGGACUAAAAAUAAUUAAAAGAGGUUGUUAGUAGAUUUUGUUGUGUUUAAUUGCUCCAUGCUUGCUUAUUUGAUUAAUUCAUUCACACCUUGAACGGUUUGCUAGGUCUUUUCAGUUAGUUUGCUUGGGCCAAGGCAUGUUACGAAAAUUUUACCCUGAACCCUUUCUUUAGAUAUAAGAAAAUGUGUGUGUAUGUUUAUGUGUAUGACUGUCCCACUUGUUCUGGUGGAAAUUCUUAUUGUUUAAAUCUGCAGACUUUUGUGUAUUGUGUUUCUAUGGUAAAAGUAAGAAAUGUUCUAGUUGUAAAUUUUAGUGAUUGCUUACUGUUAGUGGCACUGUGAACUGUUGUUUGCUGUUUCACUAAAGCAUGCUCCUAAGGAGUACAAAUUGUCAGUUAUUGCCAACUACAGGUUCCAGUGGUGUGGUCCCUGCCUACCUCCUCCCUCUUUCAUUCUGUGAUACAGCUCUACCAUUUCCCUAAUUGAUAUGCUGUUUUGAUAUAAUGGCCUUGUUAUUCCUUAAGCAAAUCAUAUUUUUUCCUGAUUUACAGGCUGCACAUGCUAUUCUCUUAGAACGCUUUCCCCUAGGCCUGCAUGGCUUGCUACCUCACUGAACUGUUCAACACUUCCUUUGGUUCUUAGAACUAGAAAUCUCCCCCACAUUUUUUGUAACCUUAUUCUUUCUCCUUAAAGGCACUUUACCUCCCUCCCCCCACUUCUUUCUUCCCUCUCUAAUAUAGUUAAAUUUCCUAGAUUUUCACAAAAAAAGCUGGGAAGGAAUCAUUAAGGGCUUUGCUUCUCUUUUAGAAUUGAGCUAGCUUGAGUCAAUUUCUGUGCCUGCAACCAAAAGAAAGUUAAUAUAGUGAAUUGAGUCAAAGGGAGCUUUCUUUGUUUUUCUAUUGAUAGCUUUAUAUUUUUUAAGGCAAUGUCACUUUGUUUUAUUUACAAAUAUAUUUAAUAUGUGUCCAGAUUACUAUUUUAUUAUUAUUCUUGUAUGAAUUUCCUUGUCUAUUUUGCUUGCUUGUUCUUGCAGAUGGAAUUUAUUAUUUUAUUAAUGUUGCCAAAAAUUGUAAGUAAAAUAGCAAUUAUCAUAAUAAAAUGAUUUGUGAAAGAA
This is a messenger RNA of Ictidomys tridecemlineatus (thirteen-lined ground squirrel), 5038 nucleotides long. RefSeq names its product zinc finger protein 280B (gene Znf280b). NCBI's taxonomy places the organism in Eukaryota, Metazoa, Chordata, Mammalia, Rodentia, Sciuridae. The record is from RefSeq and is a predicted model, not a curated record. Gene Ontology annotation, biological process: regulation of DNA-templated transcription. Gene Ontology annotation, molecular function: DNA-binding transcription factor activity, RNA polymerase II-specific; RNA polymerase II cis-regulatory region sequence-specific DNA binding.